AUUGCGGAAGUUAGUCAAUAUUUGUCUCAUGAUUAAAAGUAGGAUGUAUAAAUACAUUAAUUAUACUUUCAACGGGUAUAUCUAAGCAGAAUGUUGCAGGCAACAAUUUUGACCUGCAUAUUGUUCGCAACUUGCAUUUAUUCAACCAAUCCAGGAUUGAGACUUCAUAUAACACAGAAUGGAAUAAACUAUGCUAAUACCGUAGCAGUGGAUCUAAUUUCCAAGACAGUACUAAGUGCUAAAAUACCAGAUCAAAGUGGAUCAGGACAUCAUGUAGAAUAUAACAUCUAUGGUAUGGUAAUCAAAAACUUCCAACUAGGAACCAGCAGUAUUAAGCUAUCGUCUGGAAGUGACCUCAAAUGGACAACAGCAAACAUCGUAUUGGAAAUUGAUGGGAAUUUUCACUAUAAAUAUAGAUGGCAUUUUAUCAAAAUAUCUGACCAUGGAAGAUUUACAGUUCAGUUUUCAGGGAUGUCGUUCAGCGUCGGAAUAAAUACGGGUGUUGAUGGCAAUGGGAGACCAACAAUUAAAUCUGCACAAUGCGCAUGUAACAGUGGUCAUGUUAAUUUCAAAUUCCAUGGAGGAAGAGCUUGGAUCUACAAUACGUUUGCAGGGAAAGUUUCUAAGGCUAUUAGUGAACAGUUUCAGAAAAAGAUGUGUGGAAUAGUUCAAAAUCUCAUUGAUAAUAAUGCACAGAAGAGUCUUUCAACUAUGAAAGUUCAGGUUAAACUAGGUAAAGUCCUGACACUUGACUACAGACUCAUGUCAGCUCCAAAGGCAACUCAGCAGUAUAUAGAAGCGAGUCUUAAGGGAGAAAUACUCUGGACCAGUGAUAAAACAGAAGCACCAUUUGCACCACAAUCAAUGGCACCAAUCACAGACAGCAAGAGAAUGGUGUACAUCACAUUGUCAGAUUAUGUCUUCAACACUAUGUUUUAUCAAGCGCAUAAACAUAACAUGCUGGUGUUCAACUUGACUUCAAAAAAUAUCAAGGACAAGAAAGAUAUAUUGAACACAACCUGUUCAGGUCUGUGUAUUGGGAAAUUUAUUCCACAGAUCGGAAAAGCUUUUCCAAAUAGUACAGUAGAACUACACAUGCUUAGUACUAAACCACCAGUGACAAAUAUAACAGUCGGAGCCCUUGGUGUGAGAGCUGAAGGGAACAUCACCUUGUUUGCUAGGAAAUCAGACAAAAGUCUACAUUAUUUGUUUACAAUCUAUGCUAAAGCAUCAAUAAAAGUGAAUCUUUCAAUGGCAAAUGAGAUGAUACAUGGAAAACUCUACGAUACGAAAAUUCAAACAAAAGUUACAGACUCUGCCAUUGGUACAAUAAAUGAUAGAGCAUUACAAUUCCUUGUGGACAGUGCCAUCAUAACCACCAUAGAACCAAUGGUCAACGGUCUCGGAACCAAAGGUUUUCCUAUGCCAUCGACAAAGGAUUUACAAUUCCAACAGUCUAAUAUUAAACUAUUGUCGAACACGGUCCUGAUUGAAACUGAUUUGAAGUAUACUCCUAAAUCAACGGUGCUGAAGUUUGUGCCUAUGAAUGAACGAUACCUGGCGAUUGAAAUUUGAUCAAUGAAGUUAAAGUGUGUGUGUAAAUGAGAAAUACAUAUUGGAUGUUUGGAAUGACAUUUUAAUUUGUUUGUCCCAUAAAAUACAGUACAUGGUAAAGUUUACUAUUCAAUACAACAGGUUUUCAACAAUAUGAUAUCCACAAUGUCUAAAUAUGAAUUUUAUUAACCACUGGCAGUUUGUUUUAUGUCAUAUUUAAAUAUAGAGUUGUGUACAUCAUUCAAAAUUGGACAGUGUACCUGUAGAUUGUAAAUAAAGUUAAAUCCACAAAAUGUUAUUUUUCUGUCAAAUUUCUAUAAUUGCAACAAAAAAGUAAAGGACUCCAAGAAACAUUAUAUACAAAGUAACCCCAAUCAGGUACGCCUGUAAGUUUAUUAUAGUAAUAUAAAAAACGAUGAAGUCAUGAAAUCGAAAAAAUAUAAGAACAUAGGUUGAGGACAAUUAAGGCAUACUUGCACGAGGGAAUCGAAACAUUAGUACUUAUGUUAGUACAUUUACAUUCAUGUAUAAACAGAACAUUUUACUAUCAAUAAAUCAGGAGAUGGACAAGGGAAACACAUUUUCGGAAAAACACUGAUAGAACAAUAAUUAGCAAUAUUUUUGAUUUUUUUCGAUGAAAUAUAAAACAAAUACACAUAUACAAAUUAAACCAUCACAGAUGAUAACUUCAGCAAAAGACAAUUCAACAAUCUGAACAAGUGAGGGAUUUAUAUAGCUAUAAAACCAUUUUAGCUCACCAUUUACUACAUAAAAAUGCCUGAACCAAGUCAAAAUAUAUGACAGUAAUCCAUUUGGUUGAUGUGAUUGACCUUUUGAUUUUGUCAUUUUUUUGCGAACUUUCUGUUGAAUUUUUCCUCGGAGUUCGGUAUCUUUUUUUUAAAUAAUACUAUUGUAAGAAUUUGAUUGAGUUAUUUUCAAAAAUUGUUUUUUAUCUGGAGGCUGCUUAUUGUUAAAUGAAUGAUAUACAGUCGGACUAUACACAAAAGAAUAAAAUUAAGGGAUUUCCCAAAAGAAUAAAUCUUUGUACAUACUUAAACCUACUCAUGUAAGAAAAGAAAACAUAUAACAGCAAGAUUCAAUAACUAUAAAAGCAUACCAGGUUCAAUGAGCAUGAUUUUAUUUGACUGCUUGUUGGGCACAAUAAUUAUCACAUAUAUCAGAUAAACUUCAGCAGCAAAUAUAUGAAUGAAAUCAGUGUAUAUUUAGUGAAUUGCCAAAUGCAAUACGUGCAUCGUCAAAAUAUACUGUUUAAAUAAAUGAGGAAUAACAUGACAUUUUACUGCGCCAAUGUCAGUUGAAUUGCACCAACAGUUUGGACCAACUAGAACAACGGCAUGAUGUAAUUUUGUUUCGAUGUAGGCGAUUCUACUUGCUGUUGAUUCUACAUAAGUUGAAAUCUAAAAAAUAAAAUAAAAUAUUAAUGUUCUGUAUAUAAAUACAUUGACGCUCUCUUUAUAAGGCAAGCUUUCGUUUAGAAGUUUAUUUUCAAUUAAUAAAAUCCUUAAUAAUUUUUAUUUUAAAGUAUAUUAUGGAAGUGAAGUAUAGAUUCUAUGAACUGACGUUGGUUAUCAUCUUUAUUACGUGUUAUACAUGUUAUAGUGUUUUUUUUUAAUUUGCCUUUGUAAAUUAUCAACUUUUGCUAUUUUUGUAAUAUCCUUUUGGCGUAGUUUGGUAGUUAUACAACGCGAUUGUGUUAUUGUGCUGUCGAAAUGAAAUAAAAGUAAUAGAUCUUUAA
Mytilus trossulus (common blue mussel) is the source of this 3310-nucleotide messenger RNA. Its product is annotated as bactericidal permeability-increasing protein-like. Gene Ontology annotation, molecular function: lipid binding. The coding region runs from base 91 to 1575 and encodes 494 amino acids. The transcript is spliced from 15 exons. NCBI's taxonomy places the organism in Eukaryota, Metazoa, Mollusca, Bivalvia, Mytilida, Mytilidae. The record is from RefSeq and is a predicted model, not a curated record.